AUGUGUGCAAGACAUGUUUAUGCCAACUGGAAAGAGAAAUAUGGUGGAGCAGAAUACGAGGACAUGUUCUGGCCUGCUGCAGACUCUUACUAUCCACAACAAUUUGAUAGAAAGAUGCAAGAGCUGAAAGAGUAUGAUCCUGCUGCCUUUAAAGACUUGAAGAUUUCUCUUUUUUUUCCAUGGUCAAGGGCUUAUUUUACAGAGUUCUCAAAGUGCGCUGCUGUAGAAAAUAAUCUUGGAGAGUCAUUCAAUGCAGCAAUCCAUAUAGCAAGAACUAAACCGGUUGUUGAGAUGCUGGAAGAAAUAAGAAAAAGGGUUAUGGUUGGCUAUUUUAACUACAAAACUAAUAUGCGAAUUGAAGGUUUUGUGGUGCAUAUGCAAGGUGAGAUCAAAUGCAGCUAUAGAAUGUAUAUGGUCAGUGGGAUCCCAUGUAGCCACAUUGUUUCUUGUCUUAGACAUGAGAAGAAUACUGACCAAGAUCCUAAGAAGAUGAUUUCUCCAUGGUUCACCGCUCAGAAGUUGAAGACUUGUUAUGCUGAUGGACUUUGUGGUGUGAAUGGAAUGAAUCUAUGGGAGGUGACUACAACAGUCAGGGUCUUGCCACCUCCUUACAAGAUGCCUGGUGGAAGACCUCCAGAGAAGAAGAGAAAGAGGGAGAAGGGUGAACCAAGGGAAGGGACCAAGCUUUCUAAAAAAGGAACCAAAAUUCAUUGUAGCUUGUGUGGACAAGAAGGCCACAACAAGUUGAAAUGCAAGAAUGGACCAAUGCCUAAGCUGCCAAAGAAAGCACCAGGUAGACCAAGAAAGACAUCUACUGCAAAAACACCAUUUGCAUCAACCUCUACUUCUGAGCGUCCAAGAAGAUCUCGGAAAAGUCAGCCUUAUGGGCCCAUGUAUCUACCAAUAGAAGGUUAUGGUCUAUUCACCAGUCCUGUAACUGGUGACGACUAUAUUCAGGUAGGGAGGGAAUCAUAUAUUUAUGAUUCAAGCAGCAACAAAGCAACCACUGCUGCUAAGAAACUUACUUUGGUCCCUUUGAUUUUCCUUAUUUACUUUGAGGUCGCUGGUGGUCCUUUUGGUGAAGAACCGGCUGUUCAAGCGGCUGGACCACUUCUAGCUAUUCUCGGUUUCCUCAUCUUCCCUUUCAUUUGGAGUGUCCCUGAGGCUCUUAUCACCGCUGAACUCUCCACUGCCUUCCCUGGCAACGGAGGGUUUGUGAUAUGGGCACAUCGGGCUUUUGGCUCUUUCGUUGGCUCUAUGAUGGGUUCGUUGAAGUUCCUGAGUGGUGUGAUCAACGUUGCUUCGUUUCCAGUCCUCUGUGUCACUUACUUGGAUAAGCUAUUCCCUGUUCUUGAAUCCGGAUGGCCUCGGAACGUUUGCAUAUUCGCUUCAACGGUGGUCUUAUCUUUCCUUAACUAUACUGGUUUAGCCAUUGUGGGUUACACAGCUGUUGUUCUUGGUUUAGUGUCUCUCUCGCCUUUCCUUGUCAUGUCAGCUAUGGCAAUCCCUAAGAUCAAACCUCACCGUUGGGGUAGCUUAGGAGACAAGAAAAAGGAUUGGAAUCUCUACUUCAACACACUCUUUUGGAACUUGAAUUUUUGGGACAAUGUUAGUACUCUUGCAGGGGAAGUGGAUAAGCCUCAAAAGACAUUCCCGUUGGCGCUUCUUAUCGCUGUGAUCUUCACUUGUAUAGCUUACUUGAUUCCUCUUUUCGCUGUCACGGGUGCGGUCUCAGUAGACCAGAGCAGAUGGGAGACAGGGUUCCACGCUGAAGCAGCUGAGAUGAUUGCAGGAAAAUGGCUUAAAAUAUGGAUUGAGAUUGGCGCUGUCUUAUCAAGUAUAGGACUUUUUGAAGCUCAGUUAAGCAGUAGUGCUUAUCAGCUGGAGGGUAUGGCAGAACUAGGGUUCUUGCCUAAAUUCUUUGGUGUACGAUCGAAAUGGUUCAACACUCCUUGGCUCGGGAUUCUACUCUCAGCUCUCAUGUCUCUCGGGUUAUCCUACUUGGACUUCACCGAUAUCAUAUCCGCAGCAAAUUUCUUGUACACUUUAGGGAUGUUUCUAGAGUUUGCAUCUUUCAUUUGGUUAAGAAAAAAACUACCUGAGCUAAAGAGACCUUACCGAGUUCCGCUGAAAAUACCAGGGCUAGUGAUUAUGUGCUUGAUACCUUCAGGGUUUCUAGUACUGAUCAUAGUGUUUGCUACUAAGAUCGUCUACCUUAUUUGCGGUUUAAUGACCGUAGGAGCAAUCGGUUGGUACUUUUUGAUCAAUUACUUCAGGAAGAAGAAGAUCUUCGAAUUCAACGAAGUUAAUGAUGAUCUUGACUACAAUGUCAACGGAGAAGAACAUCCCAAAGUAGAUGAUCACGAAUCAUGAUAAGAGUUAAAACAGAGGAUCUUAUAUAUCAACUUGAGAUGGGUUUUUCAAUUAAAUGUAAGUUCUUGCUUUUGUAACAUUUUUAGUUUGAUAAAAGAGAAAUUGUAUUUUGAUCA
Molecule: messenger RNA, 2489 nt
Organism: Camelina sativa (false flax)
Lineage: Eukaryota; Viridiplantae; Streptophyta; Magnoliopsida; Brassicales; Brassicaceae
Source: RefSeq, a predicted model, not a curated record